CAGCUCGGGCAGAUUUAAGGACUGCUGUCGGAAACAAACGUUAGACACUGUGCUGUAGCAGCAGUCGUGCUGAAAAAUUUGGAAUGGUUUUAAGUCAACUGAAAAUAAGCUCACACUCCAGUCUAUCAGCUGCCUGCUUUGAGCAUAACUUGACCAGGCAGAUGCACACAUGACAAGGCGCUCUUUCGUGGUUUUGCAGGAUCUGAACACUCCAAAUGCAGAAAUGAUUUGGCAACUAACAUCUUACUGGACAUCCCUCGUCACACCCCUGAUUUUUGGUCUGCUUCUGCAGCCACCACUUACGCAGCCUUCCGUCAUCACACAGCCAAACAUCGUCCUACUGAUGGCUGAUGAUCUCGGCAUAGGGGAUGUAGGUUGCUAUGGGAAUGAUACUAUCAGGACCCCGAACAUUGAUCUCCUGGCAAAGGAAGGAGUGAAACUGACCCAACACAUCACUGCGGCUCCACUUUGCACCCCCAGCAGAGCAGCUUUCCUCACUGGCAGAUACCCACUGCGAUCAGGGAUGGAUGCUAUAAACAAUUACCGUGUUAUAUUUUGGAAUGGCGGCUCAGGAGGGCUUCCUCCAAACGAAACCACUUUUGCCAAAAUACUGCAGCAGCAAGGCUACAGCACAGGACUAAUAGGGAAGUGGCAUCAAGGUGUUAACUGUGAAUCCCGCGACGACCAUUGUCAUCACCCUUUAAACCACGGGUUUGACUAUUUUUAUGGCAUGCCUUUUACGCUAAUAAGUGACUGCCAGCCAACAGAAACACCAGAGAUGGACCGAGUCUUUAGAGGGAAACUCUGGCUUUACACUCAGAUGAUUGGCCUCGUUACACUCACCGCUGCCCUGGGAAGAUUGACCGGCUUGAUUUCAGUCCGCUGGAAAACUCUGACCUGCCUUGUUGGGUUUAGUCUCCUGUUUUUCGUAUCCUGGUUCUCGAGUUACGGGUUUGUACAACGCUGGAACUGCAUUAUGAUGAGAAACCACGAAGUUACUGAGCAGCCAAUGGUGACAGACAGGACUACGUCCCUUAUCCUGAGAGAGUCCAUUUCGUUUAUUGAAAGAAAUAAGCACAAGCCAUUCCUCCUCUUUCUUUCCUUUUUACACUCCCACACCCCUCUCCUCACCACAGAGAAAUUUCUUGGGAGGAGCCGUCAUGGUUUAUAUGGAGACAAUGUAGAGGAGAUGGACUGGAUGGUGGGCCAGGUUCUAAAUGCUAUUGACAAGGAAGGCUUGAGAAAUACUACACUAGUUUACUUUGCCUCUGAUCAUGGUGGAUGGCUGGAAAGACAAGAAGGCAACAGGCAGCUGGGUGGCUGGAACGGAAUAUACAGAGGUGGAAAAGCUAUGGGAGGCUGGGAAGGAGGGAUCCGUGUCCCAGGGAUAUUUAGGUGGCCAGGUGUGUUACCUGCAGGCACAGUUAUAGACGAACCUACAAGCCUUAUGGACAUUUAUCCUACAGUAGUUCAUCUGGCUGGAGGGGUACUACCCCAGGACAGGGUAAUUGAUGGCCGGGACCUGAUGCCUUUACUGCAAGGAAGAGUUGAGCACUCAGAGCACGAGUUCCUGUUUCAUUACUGUGGCAUUCACUUACACGCUGCGCGGUGGCACCAGAAGGACAGUGGAGCCAUCUGGAAGGCUCAUUAUGUGACCCCCAUCUUCCGUCCUCUUGGAGCUGGGGCUUGUUAUGACAGAGGAUUUUGCCCAUGUUUUGGGGAAGGUGUGACCCAUCAUGACCCUCCGUUGCUGUUUGAUCUCUCGCGAGACCCUUCUGAAGCCACACCUCUGUCAGCUGACACCGAGCCCCUCUUUGACGCUGUGAUAAGGAAGAUUGGAAGAGCCAUAGAAGAGCAUCGCAGGACACUGACUCCAGUCCCACAGCAGCUCUCCAUGUACAACGUGGUGUGGAAGCCGUGGCUGCAGCCGUGCUGUGGGACGUUCCCAUUCUGUUGGUGUGAUAAGGAAGGUGAUAAUUAACUUGCUGAGCUAUAAAGAACCAAAGUUGCUUCUUCAAAAGUGUUUUUAGAGCAAGAGUGUUUUCUUUGAGGGUGUUGAUUGGCAGGUUGGUGGUUUGUUUUAAUGGAGCCUUUAUUUGAGAACUGUUCCAGUGAAUGGCACAAUAUUCGGUAAAGGUGGCUUUAGGCUGGACAUUCUCUGGGAGGGAUCAAGACCGAAUGAUCUGAAGAGCAUCUUUUAACUUGCAUCUACUGACAACUGAAUGAAUAGUUCAAGUGCACUGAAGCAGGCCAAGAGCAGAGCUGUACAAGUAGCGAUAUAACUUAUGUUUUGGUGUUUAUGAAUAUAUAUUUAGAACCUUUGUUUUGUUUUUUUGUUCUGAAUUUCUAAGCGGUUCCUGAACUGAAGUCUCCCUUAAUUUUGUUGUCCUUACUAGUGAUACAUAAGAUGCCCCUAUAAUAAAUUUUUGCAGAAUAGUGCUUCCAAAAUAAUUAAGAAAUAAUUUUGCCCACAGUUCCUCACAGAAUCUCCUUUAGAAGUAAAUUCCUUCUUUCCUUGUAUCUCAUCCCUCCAGUAGCAGAGACGAUGGCAGCUGGUUAGCCUGGGGCUUCUGGAUCAGCAGAAAUUGCCUGGGUGAGGCAUAAAGCUCGGAACCGUGGCAGGCUGGGUAAUGCUGUCUGCACCUUCUGAGAAGGAUGGGACUCCUCUGAUUGCAGUCAGCCUCUUCCGAUUGAGAACACAAAAGGGAAAGGAUUUUCCCUUUCCAAAGCUCCCACUGCAGCCAGCUCCCUAAGCAGCACUGGCAAGGGCACAGUGGCGUUGAUGGCCACAGAAGUGCCACGCCGACAACCAGGUCAGUCCUUUGGGCUCAGGACUGCAGGAGUUACCUUGCUGCCCAUAUCUCAGCCAUACUUGGUUCCUGCUAACAAGUGGUACGUUCGGGAAAGAUUUGUCUGAAAGAUGCCCAAUGCUAAUUAUAAAAACAAAUAAACUUUAAUUUAGUAUUAAAAAGAAAAAAUAAGAAUUAAGGUAUUUUUUGCUUCACAAGUUAAAUUUUCAUCUCACCAAACAGCUAGAUUUACUUAGAUCUAUCUCCUUUGCUGCUGUAAAUUCAGUUCUUUCCUUCUUUGUGUUAAAAUAGUUGUUCCUAUUAAAGUAGCCUUGCAGGUAAUUCUUUUCGUUGUAGGGUACAAUAUAGACAUAGACAAGUUUACAGUGAAUAUGUAAGCACCUGUGAACAUAAUUUUCCCAUUCAAUUUAUUUGACAUGUUUUUUACUAUUUUUCUAACUACCAAGCUAGGACCCAUUUCUCUUGUUCACUGCCUUUGAUAAAUGUUUGGUUUAUGUUGGUCAUAUUCCCCUCCGUGUUUCCCACAAUUCAGCCACCAGGAAAUCUGCAGGUAAACAAAGUUCUACAACUUUAAAAGCAAAGUUUUAUUCUUUGCUGUGACCUCAUGCAUUUCACAGGCUAUUAUAAUUCACCCAGAUGCUCCAUCAGUGCUAUUGAUGAGAAAGGCACUCAGUCUUACUGUGAAAACUUCAAGUGAAUCCAUCACUUCACAUGUACAGAUUGUUGCUCAACUUCCUCCAUUGUUAAGAGUGUGUGCUUUAUUUCUCAUUUGAAUGUAUUCUAUUUCACUGGUUCUUUCUUUGCUAGAUUUAAAAGUCUUUUCAUAUUCAAUGAUGUGCAAUGUUUUCUUUACAUGAAAUUACUGUAAUCAGACUGGCAUUUUUCAAUUUUCUCAGUCUUUUUCCAAGAUCUCACUUCCAUUCUCAAGCCAGUUUAGUAUCUGGGAUUUUACAUCCUCUCAGUUUUUCAACACCUUUAAAAAUGUGUGGGUAUAAUACCUGUUCAUAUGAUUGAAUCAGUUUUUCUUGCACAGAAAUACUUCAUAGCACUGCAGGAUAUCCAUUUGGAGACAGAGAGUACAGGAAGACAUCUGAGCUAGAAUUCGUCCUGGACACUGGUGUUUGUCCAUGUAAGCACAGUUAUCAGGUCCUGCUGAUAUGCAAAGUGCCAUGGGAUCAGCAAAUGUUUAGGGCUUGGUAACACGGACAUUACACGUGGAACGGUCAUGGGCAGUAAUAAAGGCUGCCUUGACAAAACCAUACUGUCUUUCUUGUGGGUAGGCAGCAGAUGAUGGUAUCCUGCUUUCUUGUGCAGCUGAAGCAGAAAAACAAUCUUUUAAAAUUUGUUUAAUUUCCUUUUUUGGGGGGGAAAUUCUAACCUUACUUUCAUCUAUGUUAAGCAGACGGCCACCUCCUCCAGCCACCCCAGCCCAGGACCCUCCUGCCCGGCUGCUGGAGCCCAGCCUGGAGACUCGGGGUCUCUGCCCAGGCUGGGGGACACGGCUGCCGCUUUCCCCCUUGCAGGUUCAACCCGUGGUGAAGCUGAGCGUGUAUCCCAGAGACACACGGACAUGCACACAUGCCCAGGGCAUGGCCAUGGCCAGUCGCUGUCUCCACGUAUUGUGUUGGCAUGUAUUGUGCAGUCUGAGGAACGUGGCAUUGGCUGACAAGCAGUUUUGAUAGACUCCAAAUGGGAUUUUUUUAGAUAAAAACAAAGUAGUACAUCAAAAUAGUCUCCUUGAUAGUAAGUAUAAUGAACAUCCAUUUUCACACAAAUAUCUCCCACUAUUAGGAUUACUUCAGGCUGUUUUCCACUUGAACAAGAAGUGUAUGAUUAAGGCAGGUAUUUCUUUAGGGUAGUCUUAUUCACUUACAAAGAAUGUACCAUCUCCUGUACAUUCUAUAAAUAGCACAGGAACCGGUUUCUCUUUUUGCUGUUCUUAACCUCUUCUUGUCAUCAAUUUGUUUGAAAGUCCUUUUUUUCAGAGGAAUUUUUCACCUUCAGGCUAUUCCUCCUUUUCCAUUUGUUGUAUAGCCAUCGUGGCAGAGAGAGUUGCAGUUUCUCACAGCUGGGCUACCAGCUCUUCCCCAUGUCGAGAGAGCAUCCAGAUUUAUUUUACAAACUGAAAGAUCUAACCGUUAAUAUUUACUAACAUAUUGCAACCUAUGCUUUGAGCUUAUUUGGGGGUUUGGGGUAUUUUUUGCCAUUGCUUGUCAUUUUCAGCUUUUUGGAAGCUUAUUUAAAUCAGUGAAAACUGCCAAUUUCAGGAUAUUUGAGACUGAGAUUUUUACACAUUGUUAAUUUAUUUAUUGUUGCCACACCUGGCAGGAAGCUGCAAAAAACCCCAAGGCUAUUCCUCUUUGCUUUGCAGGAUCCUGAGAUAUAAAACUCAGAAAAUACAUAGUAAAUAAAGUGUUGCAGAUAAGAAAAAAGUCCCCUAGGAAAAAAAUAACAUUCUA
Grus americana (Whooping crane) is the source of this 5269-nucleotide messenger RNA. RefSeq names its product arylsulfatase D-like. The coding region runs from base 170 to 1981 and encodes 603 amino acids. The transcript has 11 exons. Gene Ontology annotation, molecular function: arylsulfatase activity. Lineage: Eukaryota; Metazoa; Chordata; Aves; Gruiformes; Gruidae. The record is from RefSeq and is a predicted model, not a curated record.